AUGGCGAGUCCUGAGCGGCAGGUGAGCUGGCGGUCCUGGGGCACGGCCUCCCCCUUCCUUUCGGCUGCCGGCUGCUGGAGACUGAGUCCCCUCCUGACGGCGGUGCUGCACCAGGAGCCCCGGCGCGCUCAAGAAGCCAAGCAGCAGGGCCCCAUUGAAGAGCCCAAGGUGAGGGCUUCCAUUGACCUCACGCAGUUUGCCACUGCCGGACACCUCAACAACAGCCAGAGGGCAGCUGUGAGGUCCCCACGUGUACCUUCAGGGCCACGUGCCUGUUCCCAGCUCCUGCAGGAGAAAGAAGGAAACGCCACCCUGGUAACCACCUCAGGCCACCCCGCCAAGCUCUGCAAUGUGUCUUUCGAGGAGAGCCGCACCUUCCUGGUGGUGAUGUACAGCGCGGUGUGUGCACUGGGCCUCCCAGCCAACUGCCUGACAGCGUGGCUGACACUGCUGCAGGCCCUGCAGGGCAACGUGCUGGCCGUCUACCUGUUCAGCCUGUCGCUCUGUGAGCUGCUCUAUGUCAGCACACUGCCGCUCUGGGUCAUGUACAUCCAGAACCAGCACCAUUGGACGCUAGGCCUGCAGGCCUGUCGGGUGACCGCCUACAUCUUCUUUUGCAACAUCUAUGUGAGCAUCCUCCUCUUGUGCUGCGUCUCCUGCGACCGCUUCUUGGCGGUGGUGUAUGCGCUGGAGAGCCGAGGCUACCGCCACCAGAGGACCGCCAUCUGCAUCUCAGUGUCAGCCUUUGUCCUCGUGGGGAUCACCCACUAUCCAGUGUUUGAGAUGAAGGACAGCGUCACCUGCUUCGAGAGGCUGCCAACGGACAGCACCAUCGUUGGCUACCACUACUCACGGUUUGCCGUUGGGUUUGCCAUACCCCUCUCCGUUAUCGCCUUCACCAACUGCCAGAUUAUCAGGAGCAUCCGGCUGAGCGUGGGCUUGAGUGACUCCCAGAAGGCCAAGGUGAGGCACUCGGCCAUAGCUGUUGUCUUCAUCUUCCUUGUCUGCUUUGCACCCUACCACCUGGUGCUCCUCAUCAAAGCUGUUGCCUUCUCCUACUACAGAGGGGAUGAGGAUGCCAUGUGCGCCUUUGAAGACAGACUGUACACGACAUCCGUGGUGUUCCUGUGCCUCUCCACAGUCAACAGUGUGGCCGACCCCAUCAUCUACGUGCUGGCCACUGACCACUCUCGCCAAGAAGUGUCCCGGGUGCACAGGGAAUGGAAAGCAUGGGGUACAAAGACUGACCUCAUCAAGCUCACGAACUCCAAGGACUCGGAGGAGGCCAUGUCUCCCACUGCAUGCGCGAACUGCUGCGUGUUUCCUGGGCCUGACACGGCGAUACUUUCCCCGACAGUGAUACUGGCCCGGCGGCCGCGCUUGGCAGGAGGCCGGAGGAGCUGCGGGGUGGUGCGUGGGCACCAGGGCUGGCAUCCUCCGCACACCGCCGGGGGCCCUCGGAGCCCGCCCCUGGACCUUGGGACGGGUGCAGACCUGCAGACCAGUGCCCCUGACGCUACACAAGGUGGUGCCUCCUGGAGCGAGCCGGCGCACAUCAGCCCCACAGUGCCCUGUAAACAGGCUCCCGCCUGCAGCCCGUGUGCGCCCCGUGCAGCCUGCCUGCAGACUUCAGGCCCGAGCCCUCCAGGGACCGUCUGUCCCAGGGUGCAGAUCUGCCCCUUGCUGGUGCUGAGAGGCCUCGUCCACGGGCUGCGAUGGCGCCUGCCAAGCUCCGCUCUGAAGCGUGCUCCUGUUGGCGUCAGUAGGGACGCGUGCACUGCUGCUUCAGCUCAGGGUGCUGCCCGCAACCCUGCAUCCUGUGGGCGAGCCCCGUUCGUUGAGCACGUCCUUACUUUGUCGUACAGGCCUUUGCACAGCAGGUCCCGGGUCCUGGGAUUCUCGCCCCUCUUCCUCCGGGUGUUUUCUCAGACACCCGUCAUCCUGGAAGUCUGUGUGCACAUCGUCCCCUACACUCAGCUUUUGCUGACAGCAUAG
Molecule: messenger RNA, 1995 nt
Organism: Orycteropus afer afer
Lineage: Eukaryota; Metazoa; Chordata; Mammalia; Tubulidentata; Orycteropodidae
Source: RefSeq, a predicted model, not a curated record